Harpia harpyja (harpy eagle) is the source of this 2306-nucleotide messenger RNA. RefSeq names its product cilia and flagella associated protein 52 (gene CFAP52). The transcript is spliced from 14 exons. Gene Ontology annotation, biological process: cilium assembly. Lineage: Eukaryota; Metazoa; Chordata; Aves; Accipitriformes; Accipitridae. The record is from RefSeq and is a predicted model, not a curated record. Bases 10 to 1887 code for a protein of 625 amino acids. Gene Ontology annotation, molecular function: protein binding.
GCGGUUGCCAUGGCGCCGCGUCCCCAGCGCGGGGCGAUGGCGGCGGGGGCGGGGGUGGGCGAGCUGGAGCUGCGGGCGGCCAUCGGCUUCAACGGGCAUAUACCCUGUGGCUUGAUCUGCCACCCUGAUAAGGAGCACAUUCUCUAUCCUCUGGGAUGUACUGUGGUUAUUCAAGAGCUGGACAGUAAGAAACAGACUUUCUUGCAUGGUCACACCAAUAAUGUCUCCUGCAUCGUCGUGUCCAGGAAUGGGAUGUACGUUGCUUCUGGACAAGUCACCUUCAUGGGCUUCAAGGCAGACAUCAUUCUGUGGGAUUUCCAGAGGAAGGAGUUACUUGCUCGGCUGUCACUUCAUAAGGGUAGAAUUGAAGGACUAGCGUUUUCUCCAAACAGCCUUUAUCUCAUGUCACUGGGAGGACAGGACGAUGGCAGCGUGGUUGUGUGGCAAGUUGGUAAGAGAGAGGCUGUCUGCGGGAGCCCUGCCUCGGCAUGCUGCGCAGGGAGUGCGACCAUCGUGGUGUGCUCCAGCUGCAGAGAUGAGAUAUUUGUUACCGCUGGAAAUGGGACCAUUCGAGUAUGGGAACUGGAUCUAGCAAAUAGGAAAAUCUGCCCAACUGAAUGCCAGACAGGGCAACUGAGAAGAGUGAUCAUGUGUGGUAAGAUGGCAGAUGAUGAUAAUUAUUUUUACGUUGGCACAUCAAGUGGUGAUGUCCUGAAAGUGAAUACAAACAACAAGCUGAUGACUGACUAUGGGCCCCAGAAGGAGAAGUUUAGCUCAGGAGUCACAGCUUUGCUUUUGCUGAAGACAGGAGAUUUAAUAGUCGGCACCGGAGGAGGGAUUGUAGCUCUCUGUAAAGGCUCAAACUACAAAGUAAUGAAGAAAAUUCAAGUUCAAGGUGCUGUCACUUCCCUGACAUGUAGAGGUCAGGGUCACCAGAUCUUUGUAGGGACAAAUGAGUGCCAGAUUUAUCAAAUUAACUACACUGCAUUUAAAGAGGAGCUGAUCACUGCCUGUCAUAAGGAAGCCGUCCAUGACAUCAUCUUUCCUUUGGGAACUUCUGACUUGUUUGCUACCUGCUCCAAAAAUGAUAUUCGGGUGUGGCACACCCCAAAAAACAGGGAGCUCCUACGAAUUGUCAUCCCCAACAUGACCUGCCAUGCCAUAGAUUUUAUGAGGGAUGGCAAAAGCAUCAUCUCAGCUUGGAAUGACGGGAAAAUCCGUGCCUUCAUGCCAGAGACUGGACGGCUAAUGUAUGUCAUUAACCAUGCCCAUAGCUUGGGAGUGACGGCAAUUGCUGCUACAAGUGACUGUAAACGAAUCAUUAGUGGAGGAGGUGAAGGGCAGGUGAGGGUCUGGGAGAUUGGUGAGAGGACUCACAAACUGGGGGAAGUUCUGAAGGAGCAUACAUCUGCUGUGUCCUGCAUUAAGAUUAAGAAGGACGACCGAGAGUGUGUCACAGCCAGCCUUGAUGGAACGUGCAUCAUCUGGGACAUUGUGCGUUUUGUAAGAAAACAAAUGAUUCUAGCCAACACGUUGUUCAAAUGUGUGUGUUACCAUCCUGAAGAGUACCAGAUAAUCACCAGUGGAACAGACAGAAGGAUUGGAUACUGGGAAGUGUUUGAUGGCUCUGCAAUCAGAGAAUUGGAAGGGUCUGUAUCGGGUUCCAUCAACGGGAUGGACAUCACAUCAGAUGGGGCAUACUUUGUCACAGGUGGUGAUGACCAUCUGGUGAAACUGUGGGACUAUAAUGAGGGUGCAGUGACUCAUGUUGGAGUGGGCCACAGUGGCAACAUCACCCGUCUCAAGGUCUGCCCUGGGAACAAGUACAUUGUAAGUGUGAGUGCAGAUGGUGCCAUCCUGCUCUGGAAAUACCCAGACUUGCACUAACAGCUGCUGGCCCAGGAGCUGCUGGGCUGCUACUUCCUCGGCCAGUCCUAGUGAUCCUUUCCUCUUACAGCUGAGGUUGUUUCAAAGCAUUUGUACUAUUAGAGGAGAUACUAUUUUUAUACUCUCUGGUAUGCAUUUACCAGAUCCUUCAGAUAUCCUUCCUAGCACUGAAUAAAUAGGUCUGACUUUUUCAGGGGGGCUAGGAAUCUGCUGUUCCUUUUAGAUUAGUGUGAAAGGAUUCAUCACUUCUUAAAAUCAUCUUGGCUGUUGUUAUAACACUUGCAUGUUGUUACUGCCACCUUUCCUGAUAGUCUCCUAGCAUAGUCUAUUUUUGUGGGCUCUCUCUUGCUUCCACGUGGUCUCUUUCUCUUCCCUACCCCCUUCUGUCCCUUCCUUUAAUGAAUAACUUGUUGUGUAAA